Hymenoscyphus albidus is the source of this 468-nucleotide messenger RNA. The record is from the annotation of a GenBank genome assembly. NCBI's taxonomy places the organism in Eukaryota, Fungi, Ascomycota, Leotiomycetes, Helotiales, Helotiaceae.
AUGGUCACCGUAUCGCAAAGUAGCGACACAGGUUCAAUCCGUACGCAACUUUCGGGAACAGUCGUUGGUUCCGCACAAGCUUCUCCACAAGAUGAUUCUUUCCCCAAGAUUAGUACGGAUAACGUUUCGAUUCAUAAUUCGCCAUCGAGUACCUCCCUUGCGCGACCUGUCAUUAAAAUUGCAGAAUCAACACGAACUUCUUCUCCACCGCCUUGUUCGCUCAGUUCGCAGCAUGAUUGUCUGAGAAGCAAGCACCCCGAUGAUCCACAAGCAUGUCCCACAGUAUAUGACACUCCGUCCGAACCAGUUCCAGGAGUAAGAGCAGCCAAUUUUCCAUUCCCGCAUCCAAUUCUACUAUAGCUCAUAAAAAAGGUUGAUACACUGCCCUCUGCGGCACAUUUGUACUUUUUAUUUUCGAUUAUGAUCAGGUAGUAGCAAGUAUUUGUCGACGAUGCCGACAAGCAUUAA